CUACAUUGACCACUUCCUUUUCAUGGCAUCACUGUUGUGAAAGUGUACUGUUCUCAACCGAGCUAAGGCCAAAUCGGCGACGUGCACUGCUAUUUUACACCAUCCUCUAAGUUUUCAACUUAAUUUGACGACAUGGCCGGUAACGACGAACUUGCAUGCGUAUAUGCUGCCUUGAUCUUGGCUGAUGAUCAAGUUGCCAUCACCAGUGAAAAAAUCAGCACUCUCCUGAAAGCUGCUGGAGUAUCAGUCGAGCCAUACUGGCCUGGUCUGUUCUCCAAGGCUCUGGAUGGCAUGAACGUGAAGGACCUGAUCACCAACGUGGGAAGCUCCGCUGGUGCUGCGCCCGCUGCCGGAGGUGGUGGUGCUGCUGCCCCUGCCGCUGCUGGUGCCGCUCCUGUUGAGGAGAAGAAGAAGGAGGAGAAGAAGGAAGAGUCUGAGGAGUCUGAUGAGGACAUGGGCUUUGGUCUGUUUGACUAGACUUGGGACAAGAAAUUCCAUAAGUUGAAACCUGGUUGAAAAUAAAAAUCGAAAAAGCCUAA
Messenger RNA from Aplysia californica (California sea hare), 539 nucleotides. RefSeq names its product 60S acidic ribosomal protein P1. Lineage: Eukaryota; Metazoa; Mollusca; Gastropoda; Aplysiida; Aplysiidae. Gene Ontology annotation, molecular function: structural constituent of ribosome; protein kinase activator activity; ribonucleoprotein complex binding. The coding region runs from base 133 to 477 and encodes 114 amino acids. Gene Ontology annotation, biological process: translational elongation; cytoplasmic translation. Gene Ontology annotation, cellular component: cytosolic large ribosomal subunit; ribosome. The record is from RefSeq and is a predicted model, not a curated record. The transcript has 5 exons.